AAGAGAGCACCGGGCACAUUUACACGAGGACGCUGGCUUGAGCACCAGCUGGAGGUGGUAGUGGUUGAGCGCAUUUAUCGCUUUUCGGCUAAAAUAAAAAAUCGGGACUUUAAUUCCGCCACCACCCUUUUCAUCUCCCCACUCCACGCUUAUAACUCCAUUCCCACACCGAUCCACCUACACACCUCCACUUCUCUCCGCAGACUCUCUCUACAACCCUCUCCAAACUCCGAACCCACAUCGCGGGAAUGGCCAAGACGCGCGCCGUUGCCGCCGUCCUGGCGGCCGUCCUCCUGGCGACGGUGUGCGGCGCGUCGGCGCAGAUGCCGGCGGCGGCUCCCGGGCCGGCGGCGGACGAGUGCCUCAGCAACCUGCUGAACCUGACGGACUGCCUGAGUUACGUGACGUCAGGGAGCAAGCUGACGGCGCCGGAGAAGCCGUGCUGCGGGGAGCUGGCGGGCCUGCUGGACAGCCACCCCAUCUGCCUGUGCGAGCUGCUUAGCAAGGCCAGCAGCUUCGGCAUCAGUAUCGACGUCAACCGGGCGAUCAAGCUCCCCUCCGUCUGCAAUGUGGCCACCCCGCCGCUCAGCACGUGCGCAGCUGUGGGAGUUCCGGUUGGGGUUCCGGCGGGAGCUCCUGUUGGGGUUCCGGGUACUGCGCCAGGUUCUCUUGCGCCUACUGCCGGCGCCUCUUCUCCAACACCCGGGAACACAGGCAACCGCGCUUCGCAGAAUGCGCUGCUUUUAGCUGCUGGCGUAGGUGCCGCGAUCCUCCAGGCAUUCCUCUGAUUCUAGUUGGAGGCUUUUCGUUACGAUUCUUGUCAUGAUUUCAUAUGAUUAAAUCGGAUACUUAGACAUCUAUCGACGUACUAUUCACGGGAACUUGCUAAUAAUAGAUUUCUGUAAUAUGAGUUUAUUCAAGGCUCGACUGUGAUGAUUGAGUUGCAUAUC
Molecule: messenger RNA, 950 nt
Organism: Eucalyptus grandis
Lineage: Eukaryota; Viridiplantae; Streptophyta; Magnoliopsida; Myrtales; Myrtaceae
Product: non-specific lipid transfer protein GPI-anchored 2
Exons: 3
Coding region: 249-788 (179 amino acids)
Source: RefSeq, a predicted model, not a curated record